Molecule: messenger RNA, 558 nt
Organism: Brettanomyces nanus
Lineage: Eukaryota; Fungi; Ascomycota; Pichiomycetes; Pichiales; Pichiaceae
Exons: 1
Coding region: 1-558 (185 amino acids)
Molecular function (GO): protein binding
Source: RefSeq, a predicted model, not a curated record
AUGUCAGACGAUGCCAUUAGAGGAGCCUCUUCUGAAGAACAGAUUAUUGAGGCUGCCAGAAGGAACAACAUGGAUCUCUUUAAUUCUGUCGAAGCCGACUAUAGGGACAAGCCUCAAGAAUUUAUCGGCGUGAUCAACGAGGCUCGAGAUGCCACUGGAGAUUCGGCUUUGCAUCUAUGUUGUAAAUAUGGAUGCUAUGAGGUAAUGGAUGUGAUUUUGGAUUUUCAGGGAAUCAACUUGGAGCCUAAGAAUCCUAUGACUGGUGAUACUCCUAUGCAUUAUGCUGCUUAUUAUAGUUUUCAAGAGCCCGACUACGCUUUGUUUUUGAUCGAACAGUUAAUAGAGAUCGGAGCUGAUCCUACCGUUAAAAAUAAUGAUGGGUUGAAGCCUGUCGACAUUGUGGGAGGUUCCAAUGAGAAGCUUAAAAAAGCUCUUCAGAGUGCAGAGUAUGCUAUGAGUGCGCAGCUUGCAAUAGAGAUAGUGGACGAUGAGGGGGAGGAUGAUAAGGAGGAGGAGGAGGAUAAUAAAGAAGACGAGGCCCUCGAGCAAUCCAAAUGA